ACUUGUCAACUAUGAUGCAAUAUUUUUAGUCAAAUUUAAAAAAGUGGAUAAACAUUUUGCUGAUAUAAUCUAUAUGAAUAAGGUAACUUUAUUAAAAAAAAGUUGUUUACAACUACUGUUUAAAUAAUCCGUUUUUGCGCAAUUUGCGACUUAGCAAUUAUUCAAUAAGUUUGUAUUAUUUUGCAUACACUUUGUAUACAUUAGUAAACAUGUCAGUCAGGUCAUGACAUGUGGUAGCACCAUGGCGUCUCUCAGUUUUUAUCUUUUCUAUUAAUUUCAAUAACAAUUUAUUAACAACAAAUAGUUAAGUGCUAAACUAAGAAUUAUGCGACAAUGGUAUCGCUAUACAACGAAAUACAUUUUUGGAGCACACACGAAGACAUCUUCAUAUCGCCAAGCGAUUUUACCAGCACAAAAUUUUUAACUAGAAAAGAUGCAAGCAAUACUGAAUGUAAAACAACCUACUUCACAAAAAGAGGCUUUAAGGUCAUCCUUCCAAACAAGAGACCUGAAAAACUCAGAGAUAAGCUACAAGAGUUUGAAGAAGCUUUACAACUUCACACAAUUGUAACUUAUAACCAAUCAGAUAACCUCAUCCAAUUUUUACUCUCAAAAGGACUUAUUAUCAAUGUAAAACUCAGUCAGAAUGGUGACCUUUCUGAAAUCAACUUUGACAAAACUCUUGUUCCAAAGGUGCAAUCAGAUUACAUUGUGGAUGGAAUCAUCAACCAAAAUCAGGUGGUUGCAUCAUGCAAAGACAAUAAAAUUAUAGGAUAUAGUGAUAUUUCAAAAGAGUGGACAAUUGAAAGUGCCUUUAGAAGAAAUAUCAAUGUCUAUGGUGAAUGGUUGGUUUGUUGGGGCAGAGCAGAGAAUGAUCACCCACAACCAUGGAGUCCACUUGCCAAGGAUCACCAGAGGGCAAACAUCCAUUUAUACUGGAUUGGCUCUAGAGGACCAGAUCUUUUAUCUCAUAAGAAAACUGAAGGUGAACCUAUCAAAGUCAUUGUGAGCAAGAAAGCACACAGAAGUUUGAUUCUGGUUGAACAGAAGGUUAGUCAGAAAGGUGCUGUGUCUGUAGAAGUUUCAGUAUUGGAGUUAGUUGGCAGUACACUAAAAAGAAACAUGGUUACAUUGAUGCCACUGCAGACACAGGUAUGUUGCUCAAGUUUAAGUCACAAUGAAUCAUUCUUAUUGAUUGGAUGCAUUGAUGGCUCAUUGGCAUUGCUAGACAGGAAUCGUGGUUCUACACGAACCAUUAAAAAUUCAUUCAUUCCAACGUACUUAACGUUUCAUGAGAGCGAAACAAUUGCGGUGGUUAUGAACGAACGGGGGUACCUGCAGUAUUAUGACAUUGCUUUAAACUGCCUCACAGUGCAGAUGAAUAACGACGAAGGUCCGAUUGGGAUUUUAGAUAUUUCGAAAUAUUUUGAAGAUCAACGUGUGGUUGAGUCGGUCUAUUGGGGAACCGGUGACAUUUUUAUAUCGAUGGAUAGUGGACCAUUGGUUCUGGUGAGGCAUGUAAAGGAGUCGUUGAGAUUUGUCUCGUUGAUUCAGAUGUACCUGCAUGCACAUAAAAUUGACAAAGCGAUAAGUUUGCUUUUGUCUUGGGAGUUUAAUGAAGCAGCUUUUAAUGCGCUGCAAAGAAUAGUGGCGCAGAUUUUGAGAACACCACUGAAUGAAACCACCGCGAAGCUUUUACAGGAAGCUUUAGGUAGUUAUCAUAGUCCGCCUGUACCUCUGAGUGCAGAAGUCCGUCACACUUACGGAUUGCAAGUGAAAUCACUAACAAGAAGGUUUUUUCAUCAAUUAGUGCGAACGAAAAUGUUUGAAACCGCUUUUCUUCUGGCGGUUGACUUGGGACAUCAUGAUUUGUUCAUGGAUUUACAUCACAUUGCUGUGGAUCUGGGUGAAACUGAAAUGGCAGCCGCUGCAAGAGCGCAAGCGUCCAGUAUUCUCAGUCAAUGUUCAAGUGAAGCUUCGAAUUGUUCCCGUACAUCUUGUUCUCAAUGUCUUGACUCAUCAAGCGAAGAAGAAUCUCUUCGUGAAGAUACUCAAGAAAAUAGUGAUUAUCUCAGCACGAAUUUCAACAAUCCUGUCCCGAAAACUUACAAACCAGCCUACGUUCCGCCCAUUCCUAAUAUAGACCUUCCAAAAAUCAAAUUACCAAGUAAGUCAACCAUUCCAACACCUCCUUUACCCAUGGCAAGCUUUAAUAGUAUUGGUAUUCCAAUUACAACCGCCAAUCAUCAUCCUUUACCAUUUCAUCCAAAUAUUACACCCGUACCACCACCAAGAGUCCCUUUUUUACCUCCUCGGUUUAAUAUUAACACAUUGAAUACUCUAAACACACCAGUUUUUAAUACUUUAAACACACAAUCUGAGAAUCGAUUUAUACCGAUUCCUAUUGGAUCGGUAUCUGCUAGUGUUUUAAAUCCCAAUUUGGGUGUAACUACAGGAUCAGGUCUAGGGUUAGGGUCGACUCCUGCACAUACAUCAAGAAUUCUUACACCUCCAUUGCCACAAACCACCAUUCCGCUAAUUCCUAAUAUUUUACACCCACUAAAUCCUGCAAAUCUCAAUCCUCAGACUGCUGUCCCCCAAGUUGUAAGCGCGAGUACAACGAAUACAAAUGGUAACAAUGCCAAUACUUCAUCGAGUGGAAUAACACAAAACCAACUGAAGAAACCACAACCCAAAGUUAAAUUCUCCGACACGGUGACGGCAUUUAUUGUGCCAGAGGUAAAACGUCCUGUAAGACAUCCGCCGCCUGCGCAUGUAAUGGAUCCACAAAAAGAACUCGCUGAUAGCUUGCCGUUGUGUCAUCCUAAUGAGGAAUACUUAAAAGAUUUCACACCAAUUCGUAGAGAUUCGAAUGAUAGCCCGCCCCCUCAACCACAGCCGAAAAUUACUGUGGUACAUUUUGGUGUGGUGUGAUUUAUUUGACAUUUACGCAAUAAUCCGUCCGUAUUAGUUCGUUUCACGAACAACGAAUAUUACAUAUGAAAACUCUAUUUAUUCAGAUAUUUAAUGUUAAUUUAUAUUAUGUAUUUGCCUAUUUUUAUACACUGAAGAUAUUUUACUA
Molecule: messenger RNA, 3082 nt
Organism: Dalotia coriaria
Lineage: Eukaryota; Metazoa; Arthropoda; Insecta; Coleoptera; Staphylinidae
Gene: frtz
Product: WD repeat-containing and planar cell polarity effector protein fritz
Exons: 2
Coding region: 334-2934 (866 amino acids)
Biological process (GO): nervous system development; cilium organization; establishment of protein localization
Cellular component (GO): axonemal basal plate
Molecular function (GO): protein binding
Source: RefSeq, a predicted model, not a curated record